AGUCAAUCCCGCACGGCCACCUAGUAUCGUAUAUCUUUCGUGCAUUCUUUUAAUUUACCUGCAGUUCCGUUCCGAAUAACACAAUUAGAUCAAUCAGUUCGGUUAAAUAUUGCCCCUUCGCUGGCGCAGGAGAACGUAGAGCACGGAAAAACCUCUGGUGCUCGGCAUUUUUUAUAUUUGCCGCACGGUGCGACUUUCACUUUUUACAAUUCGCACAAGAAAAACAACAACGAAAGCAGCAGUAGCAAAAAACAACAACAACAAGGGCAGCCAGCAGCAACAAAAAAAGAGACGAAGACGAAGAGCGAUGAGUAUGGAAUAUACCAGAGCGGACAACAUCAGGCCACAGAGUGCAGCGAGAAUUGUUUAAGAAAUCGGUGGAUUGCACGGCAAAUGCUAAGCGAAAUAACAAUAACAAACCAGCACAACAGGGCCGCCUGUGUGUGUGUGAGUAAGCGGUAGAGAGUGUGUGUUCGUGUGAAUGCGUUCCAGCGAGAGUGCAAUUGUGUGUGUGAGUACAUUGAGUACAUUUUUGGCCCGAAAACUUUGUGUGUGUACGUGGUUUGGAUUGGAUUCGCUACCGAAUUGGGUCAGCUCGUAGAAAUCCACCAUGGAGAGCAGGACCCAAAUAAAUCAGCCAAAUCAGCAGCAACAGCAGCAGCAGCAGAGGAAUCGCCUGCCCUCGUCGCCAAGUCCACCGCUGAGCGUAAAUCUUAGCGGCGGACCGAAUGCAAAUACCACCUUGAUGGGCUUGGAGCAGGAUGCUGGGCUUCCGUCGCAGCUGGGCAGGAAUAACAACAAUGGGAGCGGAGGUGGAGGGCACCACCGUAGCCACAGCAUCACCAAUGCUGCGGCCACAUCCUUUGUGAAUCUCCUGGACGGAUUUACGGCUCGGGUCUCCACCGCGGUGAGCGUAGCAGGUGGCACCAGUGCAUCCAACAUGCUGAUGGACCGUAGCAGCCAGAGUGCCGCUAGUACACCAGGAUCAACUCACUCUAUAGCCAGCCUCACCAGCAUGGGCUCGCUAGGCACCACGGCCAAUGCUCUGUACUCCUCCAUUGGAAGUGCUCUCAACUCCAUCACCUCACCCAUCCAAGCAGCUGCUGCUGCGGCCACGGCUACAACCACCGAAGUGGUGGUGGCGGCCGCCUCUGUGAUCACCAACCACCUCAGCUCACCCACCAGCGGCACUCCGCCUCACGGCCUGGAUUCUGACGAAGGCGAGCAUGACGAUUGCGACGAUUGUGAAGAAGAUGAAGACGAUCCAGUAGACAACGAUGGGCACAUUGCCGCGCCUACACCCAACAAAAGCUGGGCCGAAAACAAGAUGGUGGUGCAGGAGAUGCGCAAAAAGAUGUGCACCCUGUCCGCCAUGGUGCCCACCAAUGUGCAGUUUCGCCAUCUGUCUGACGGUCGCGCCAGGUGCUACUUCUUGGGUACUCCGGCACAGAGUUGGGAAACUACUCUGCUCUUUGCAGACAUCAACCUACCGCAGACGGAAGAGCAGCAACUGUUGAUACAGCGCGUUGAGGCAAGCGAGUCAGUUGCCGGGAGUCCCACUUUAAGUGCAGGUUCUCCCACGAGCAGCAGCCAGCAGAAUGCCUUCCUAUUUAAUUCGCUGUCCAAGCCUAGACUCCCGUGGAGUCCACUAUUGCAGCAACCUAUUCAAAGUAGUGGAGGCAGUGGAUCGGCUAGUCCCUAUGCCCGGGAGUACCAACUGCUGCAGGAGCGCAAACGCCUCUCCACCUGGGGCAUUAACUGCUACGAAUUGCACAAGCCAUCGGGCAAAUUGGUAUUUCCCUGCUUCAACAACCUUUACCAAUGUCUGGACACAGGAUACAAUUCUGGACUGCUGUUUCCCACGCAGUUACGCACCUGCCCACAAUGGACGGCUUUGGAUCCACAGAUUUGCCCACAGAACUCGGACAUGAUAGCCUACAUCAGCGACUGCGAUCUAUUCGUCACUCACACGUUGAGCGGGCACGAAAAGCGUCUCACAUACACGUCCACCGGACGUCACUCAUAUGUGGAAGAUGUAUUGAGCGCCGGCGUGCCCUCAUACGUAAUGCAGGAGGAAUUUAGCCGGUACCAGGGCUUUUGGUGGCAGCCUCAUUCCAAUGACGGAAUCUACCGCAUUGUCUACGAGGAGGUCGAUGAAUCAGAGGUCUCAGUGUAUACGUUUCCCUCGUCCACUGCUGUUCACGGAAGAGUUGACGAAUACCGUUUUCCGCGCACCGGUAGCCCCAACGCCAAGUCAAAGCUCAAGCUCGUCCAGUUCGUGCUGAACGAGGCACUGCAGGUCAGCGAGAUUGCCAUCAAGGAUUUGCCGUAUCCCCUAUCGGCCGUCUUCAGCUGGCUAGAGUAUAUUGUGCGCGUCGGUUGGACACCGGAUGCCAAAUACGUAUGGGUGCAAGGACUGGAUCGGAAGCAACAGCAUCUGGAUGUAAUCCUUAUACCACUAGAUAACUUUUGUGAGUCCUAUAGCAGUCAGGUAUCUACGCCAACCGACUCCAUAGACGACCACAGCUGGCGCAGCCUUUAUAGUCGCACAAUCACACCGCUGCAGGUUAUAUACACGGAACGCUCGGAAAGCUGGAUAAACGUGCACGAUAUGCUGCACUUUCUGGAGAUAACGGAAACGAGCGUCACCUUCCUAUGGGCAUCUGAGGAGACAGGUUUUCGUCAUCUUUAUUUGAUCACAGCCAGCUUGUUAUUGAGCCAAGCAAAUGGACAGGCAGAUUCAGGAUUGGCUUCUGCACAGCCCAGUUUCGUGGAACAAUCGGCACUGCAGCCACGUAUUCUGAACAAGGUGGCUUUGACCAGCGGAGAAUGGGAGGUGCUGGCCAAAAAUCUCUGGGUAGACAAGGUCAACAAGCUGGUGUACUUUGUCGGACUACGCGAUACACCGCUGGAGAAGCACCUCUACGUUGUUAGUCUGGACCGACCAGAACACAUCCGCCUUCUCACGGAACCAGGAUACUCAUACCUAGUGGAGUUCGAUGAUCAAUGCCAGUUGAUGCUGCUGGUUUACUGCAAUAUCCAGCGGCUGCCCAGUUGCAAGGUGAUGCGCGUUAAUCAAACAUGCUCAAACGGCGGAGUCAAUGGCAUCCAGAUAUCACUUGUUGGAUAUCUUCAUGAAGGUGGAAAGCCGGAGCCGCAGUACUGCCCCCAAAUAUUCCGACCCCAAUUACCGUCUGGAGAUAUCGUUUACGCUAUGGUCUUUAAGCCUCAUCAUUUUGAGCUGGGUGUUAAGUAUCCCACGGUGCUCAAUGUUUACGGAGGACCAGAGGUGCAAACCGUGAACAACACAUUUAAGGGAAAACAACAAUUGCGUCUGCAUAUGCUGGCUGCUCAGGGAUAUUGUGUCAUCUGCAUCGACUCGAGAGGAUCACGACAUCGAGGCAAACGAUUCGAGAGCCACAUCCGCGGCCGGAUGGGUCAGGUUGAGCUGACCGACCAGGUGGACGCUUUGCGCAUCUUGGCCGAUCAGUUGGGCUACAUUGAUAUGGAUCGCGUGGCCAUUCAUGGAUGGUCUUACGGAGGCUAUCUGAGCCUGAUGGGACUGGUACAGUAUCCGAAAAUCUUCAAAGUGGCCAUUGCCGGAGCGCCAGUCACAAACUGGGAGUAUUACGAUACAGGGUACACGGAACGAUACAUGGACUUACCACAGAACAACGAGGCCGGUUACACAGCGGGGUCGGUGCUUGAAUACGUGAACUCUUUUCCCGAAGAGGACAAGCGAUUGCUGCUCAUUCAUGGCCUGAUCGAUGAGAACGUGCACUUCUGCCAUACUUCUCGGCUGAUCAGUGCUUUGAAUAAGGCCAACAAACCGUACGAGGUGCAUCUGUUUCCGGAGGAGCGGCAUUCGUUGCGUAAUCUGGAAUCAAAUAAAAAUUACGAGACGAAAUUACUGUCAUUUUUGCAAAACUUAUGAGAUUCGUAAAUGUCGACGGCCGAAACAAGAUCGCUUGCUAAGGCAAACCAACUAUCCCCGCCCUCGCACCUUUGCAAUAGUUUUUUUUAAUCAUUGUCCUUGUUUUUAUUUAACUUUUUGUUGUUCAAACGCCUGUUUUUAUUAGAUAAAGAAAAUGAGAGCAAAAGAAAUUUGUAUCAUAUUUUUAGCAUACUUAAUUUAUAUACAUACGCAGUUGUAAGUAUAAUGAAAAGUUGAAUGAAUGAAAGUUUUUCCAUACCAAUAUUUCGACCCUAUAUUAGACUCUCCAGACCAAGCAGCUUACUGUAAUUAAUUUAUACUUUAUAUUUUCCACAAAUCAUACUCUUAAUUAAGUUGUAAUUGUUUUUAAUUUGCGCAAAUGUACAUUUCUCCUAUCUCUAAUUAUAAGUUGUAUUUUAGUGCGUCUGUACGAAUAUGUGUGAUUGUCUGCGUAAGCGUUUCCCCAAAAAUGGAAGAAAAAUUACCUUAAACUUGUCAUGCCUUUGGGGCAGGCCAUCAAUUACUGUUAGUUCUACGCAUGCAUAAAAGAUAUAUCUCUUCGAUAAACCAUUAGCAAGACAUAUACAUACUUGAAUGAGUUUUUAGAAACCAACGUUUGGCUGAAGCAACAAAAACUGAAUAAAAUUUAAUAUUAAUUAUGCCUAUAUAUAAUCAUUAGUUUUACAAGUGAUACAUGCAAACGUAUAUAUAUAUAUUUUGUUUAACAAUUAAAUAAACAGUUGUGUGUAA
Molecule: messenger RNA, 4684 nt
Organism: Drosophila eugracilis
Lineage: Eukaryota; Metazoa; Arthropoda; Insecta; Diptera; Drosophilidae
Product: dipeptidyl peptidase 9
Exons: 8
Coding region: 611-3934 (1107 amino acids)
Biological process (GO): proteolysis
Molecular function (GO): serine-type peptidase activity; dipeptidyl-peptidase activity
Source: RefSeq, a predicted model, not a curated record